This is a messenger RNA of Tyto alba (common barn owl), 4602 nucleotides long. It is a transcript of the gene POLG, whose product is annotated as DNA polymerase gamma, catalytic subunit. Gene Ontology annotation, cellular component: gamma DNA polymerase complex; mitochondrion. The transcript is spliced from 22 exons. Gene Ontology annotation, molecular function: DNA binding; DNA-directed DNA polymerase activity; 3'-5' exonuclease activity. The coding region runs from base 254 to 3880 and encodes 1208 amino acids. The record is from RefSeq and is a predicted model, not a curated record. NCBI's taxonomy places the organism in Eukaryota, Metazoa, Chordata, Aves, Strigiformes, Tytonidae. Gene Ontology annotation, biological process: mitochondrial DNA replication.
UUGAGGCGGGGUUUGCAGGACUCGAGGGGCUUUGCACGGCUGCGGGGGGGUGCAGCGCAGCCCGGCCUCCCCCGGCCGUGCGUGGCUUUGCGGAGCUCCGGCCGAGCGCGCCCGUGGCGGCGGUCGGGGCUACCCCGCGGCGGGGGCUGGGCGAGCGGUGCCGAGCUCGCCCCUCGCCGUUGCUUUCUCCCCGCAGCUCCGGCCGCCCGGGAGGAGCAGCCCCGGAGUGUGUGUGUGUGUGUGUGUGGGAGACAUGAGGCACUUGCUCCGGAGCAGAUUGGGGAGCGGCUGCGCUGCAGCCCGUGGCACCGAGCCCCAGCGAUGCACCUCCAGCUCCUCUGCCAGCCACCUGCUGCCGGGGAGCCCCAGCCAGGAGCCUGCCAGUGGCCAGCGGCGCAUGAACCCCCUCAACAUCCAGAUGCUGUCCAAGACCCUCCACGAGCAGAUCUUCCGUGGGGCCAAGGUGCACUACUCGGCGGCGGAGAUCCGGAGGAGCGUGGAGCACCUGCAGCGCCAUGACCUGUGGGGCAAGGAGACCUCGGUGCUGCCCGACGUGGACCUGAAGCUGCCCCGCAUGUACGGGGACAACAUCGACGAGCAUUUUCGCCUCCUGGCGCAGAAGCAGAGCUUGCCCUACCUGGAGGCGGCCAACGAGCUGCUGCGGUGCGAGCUGCCCCCCAUGCCCCCGCAGUGGGCAUGGCAGCUCGGCUGGACCCGCUAUGGGCCCGACGGGCAAGUGGAGGCUGUCGACUUCCCUGAGGAGCGGGCGGUGGUGUUGGACGUGGAGGUGUGUGUGGCGGAUGGCCACUGCCCGACGCUGGCCGUGGCGGUUUCGCCACACGCCUGGUACUCGUGGUGCAGCGAGCGGCUGCUGGAGCAGCGCUACUCCUGGUCCAACCACCUCACCUUGGCCGACCUCAUUCCCCUGGAGAGCCCGGCGGGCGCCGGCUGUGCUGGCAAGCAGGACUGGCCGGAGAGAGUGGUGGUGGGGCACAACGUGGCCUUCGACCGGGCGUUCAUCAAGGAGCAGUACCUCAUCCAGGGCUCCCGGGUGCGUUUCUUGGACACCAUGAGCAUGCACAUGGCCAUCUCGGGGCUGACGGGCUUCCAGCGCAGCCUCUGGAUGGCUGCCAAGCACGGCAAGAGAAAGGGACUGCAGCAGGUCAAGCAGCACAUAAAGAAAACACAAAGCAAAAUGGAGGGACCGGCUAUCACUUCAUGGGACUGGGUGCACGUCAGCAGCAUCAACAACCUGGCAGACGUGCACGCGCUCUACGUCGGGGGGGAGCCGCUGGAGAAGGAGGCGCGGGAGCUCUUUGUGAAGGGGACCAUGGCUGACAUCAGGAGUCACUUCCAGGACCUGAUGUCGUACUGUGCCCGUGAUGUCCAGGCCACCCAUGAGGUGUUUCAGGAGCAGCUGCCGCUCUUCAUGGAGAGGUGCCCCCACCCCGUGACGUUUGCAGGGAUGCUGGAGAUGGGGGUGUCCUACCUGCCAGUCAAUGGGAACUGGAAGAGGUACCUGGACGAUGCUCAGGGCGUCUAUGAGGAGCUGCAGAAGGAGAUGAAGAAGUCUCUGAUGAACCUGGCCAACGAUGCCUGCCAGCUGCUGCAUGAGGACAGGUACAAGGAUGACCCCUGGCUUUGGGAUCUCGAGUGGGACACGCAGGAGUUCAAGCAGAAGAAGAAUCCGGGGAAAAAAAAGAAGGAUGGGGACAGGAACAACAAAGCCUCUGCGGAAGUGGCGGGCGCAGACGGAUCAGCACAGGAGUGGCAGGAAGACCCUGGUCCCCCCAGUGAGGAUGAGGAGCUGAAAGCCCCUGCGAGCCAGGUCUGCCUGGAGCGUCUGAAGGAGACGGUCGCGUUGCAGCCCAAGAGACUCCAGCACCUGCCAGGCCACCCGGGCUGGUACCGCAAGCUGUGCCCGCGCCUGGAGGAGGCGGACUGGGUGCCGGGGCCCAGCCUCAUCAGCCUGCAGAUGAGGGUGACCCCGAAGCUGAUGCGCCUGGCCUGGGACGGCUUCCCCCUCCAUUACUCAGAGAAACGUGGCUGGGGCUACCUGGUGCCGGGGCGGCAGGACAAUUUGCCAGCAGCCUCCUUGGGGGAAGAGGGCCCUUCCUGCCCGCACAGGGUGAUCGAGUACCUGUACAGGCAGCACUGCCUGGAGAAAGGCAAAGAGCAGCCCCCGGGGCUGCAGGCUGCCGUGGAGGACGAGCUGCUGGUGAUGGAUGGCAGCACGAUAUGGCAGAAGAUGGAGGAGCUGAGCCAGCUGGACUUGGACAUGGAGGAGAAAAUGGGCAGAGCAGACCAGAGCCUGGCACAGGAGAUGGGUGAGCUGUGCAGGCCAGUGGAUGUGAAGAGCCAUCCCUCGUACCACCACGGUAAUGGUCCCUACAAUGAUGUCAACAUCCCUGGGUGCUGGUUCUUCAAGCUGCCUCACAAGGAUGGAAACGAUAACAACGUGGGAAGCCCUUUUGCCAAGGAUUUCCUGCCCCAGAUGGAGGAUGGCACCCUGCGGGCCGCCGUGGGCCGCACCCACGGGACCAGAGCCCUCGAGAUUAAUAAAAUGAUCUCAUUUUGGAGAAACGCUCACAAGCGGAUCAGUUCCCAGAUGGUGGUGUGGCUGAAGAAGGGGGAGCUGCCUCGCGUGGUGACCAGGCAUCCCGACUAUAACGAGGAGGAUGAUUACGGAGCCAUCCUGCCGCAGGUGGUGACCGCGGGCACCAUCACCCGCCGGGCGGUGGAGCCCACGUGGCUGACGGCCAGCAACGCCCGGGCAGACCGGGUGGGCAGUGAGCUGAAAGCCAUGGUCCAGGUGCCGCCUGGCUACUCCCUGGUGGGUGCGGACGUGGAUUCCCAGGAGCUGUGGAUAGCCGCUGUCCUCGGCGAGGCACACUUCGCCGGCCUGCACGGCUGCACGGCCUUCGGCUGGAUGACUCUGCAGGGGAAGAAGAGCAACGCGACAGACCUGCACAGCAAGACAGCCGCCACGGUGGGCAUCAGCCGGGAGCACGCCAAAGUCUUCAACUACGGACGCAUCUACGGGGCCGGGCAGCCCUUCGCCGAGCGGCUGCUGAUGCAGUUUAACCAUCGGCUGACGCAGCAGCAGGCACGUGAGAAGGCUCAGCAGAUGUACGCCGUCACCAAGGGCGUCCGGAGGUUUCAUCUCUCCAAAGAGGGGAAGUGGCUGGUGAAGGAGCUGGGCCUGGCUGUGGACAGGGCAGAGGAUGGAUCGGUGUCGGCCCAGGACAUUCAACGAGUCCAGAGAGAAGCUCUGAAAAGGUCCUGGAGGAAGAAGUGGAACAUAGUGGAGCACCGAGUGUGGGCUGGAGGCACCGAGUCCGAGAUGUUCAACAAACUGGAGAGCAUUGCCUUAUCCCCGUCCCCGCAGACCCCGGUGCUGGGCUGUCACAUCAGCAGGGCCCUGGAGCCCGCCAUGGUCAAGGGGGAGUUUCUGACCAGCAGAGUGAACUGGGUGGUGCAGAGCUCGGCUGUUGACUACUUGCACCUCAUGCUGGUUGCCAUGAAGUGGCUCUUUGAGGAGUUCGACAUCAACGGGCGCUUCUGCAUCAGCAUCCACGAUGAGGUACGCUACCUGGUCCAGCAGCAAGAUCGCUACCGCGCAGCCCUGGCCCUGCAGAUCACCAACCUCCUCACGAGGUGCAUGUUUGCCUACAAACUGGGCCUCCAGGAUCUGCCACAGUCAGUGGCUUUCUUUAGCACAGUGGACAUUGACCAGUGCUUAAGGAAAGAGGUGACCAUGACCUGCACGACGCCAUCAAAUCCAACUGGGAUGGAAAAGAAGUACGGCAUCCCUCAAGGAGAAGCACUGGAUAUCUAUCAGCUAAUUGAAAUAACCAAAGGUUCGCUGGGGAAGAAAUGAUGACGCUAGAGUGCCAGAAUGACAAUUGUCCAGAGUGCGUGCCACGGCCUGUCUGUCCUUUCAGAAGAUCUUUUGGCAGGGACCGAGCCUGGUCAUUUUGUUCCCUUUUUGCUGUAAGAAGGGAUGUUCCUGGGAAAGAUUUUGAUCGCAGCACAUUUGAAUAGCAGAGGCGCUUUGGAGGGCAGCAGCCAGCUGUAAAACCUGAGAGGGGGGCCAGAAUUGCUGCUUUACGUGCCCAUGGGCAUGAAGGAAGAUGUCACAAGCAGUUGGCCAGAGAAACAACAAACUAUCAUCUCUGUAGAGGCAGCUCUCGGAGCCCGGGGGCAGGAGGCAGCAGCAACCCCAGCUUUACUUUUUUCGCCGUCUCUUCUUUUGGGGUUCCUGGUUCUCAUCCGUCUGCUCUGCGGUGCCGCUCUGGAGAGGGAGUAGCAGUACACAGUGUAAUUGUUUUUGUGUGAUUUAGUCUAAGGAAUGUAUACCUAAUGCAAGAAACCAGAUGUGGAGAACAGGAUUUAGCUCUUUCCUCCCUAACAAAAUGACCCUGCCAAGGGACUCCUCCGGCCUGCUGAGACUCCCCAUAGGCCUCCCCCCCCCAAGUCAUGCUGGAACUUAGACCAGAGGUUAUGAACAGCACAGGACAGGGACUGUUUGUGCUGGAUUUUAGUUUGUUGAAACACUCAGGAAAAUACGGACAGAAGCACCAAUAAAAACCUGGACAAUCA